Osmerus eperlanus (European smelt) is the source of this 1834-nucleotide messenger RNA. RefSeq names its product G protein-coupled receptor 18 (gene gpr18). Gene Ontology annotation, cellular component: plasma membrane. The coding region runs from base 100 to 1131 and encodes 343 amino acids. NCBI's taxonomy places the organism in Eukaryota, Metazoa, Chordata, Actinopteri, Osmeriformes, Osmeridae. Gene Ontology annotation, molecular function: G protein-coupled receptor activity. The record is from RefSeq and is a predicted model, not a curated record. The transcript is spliced from 2 exons. Gene Ontology annotation, biological process: phospholipase C-activating G protein-coupled receptor signaling pathway; positive regulation of Rho protein signal transduction.
UGUGAGAAAGUCAAUCGGCCGCCGUUCCUCUAUACAGUAGCUUGCCGGGGGGUGAUGAAGAGAGGCCUGUCCAUCGGGAUGGUGAGAAUCUAGGAGAACAUGGACUCCACGGCCGUCCCAGAGUCGAACAUAAUCUCCAUGGCAGCUGUCAGCCUGGACCCAUCUGAUGAGCUGAUGCCCGCUGAAUACCGCAUUGCCAGUCUGGUGUUCUACAGCGUCCUCCUGGCCAUCGGCGUGGUCGUCAACCUCACGGCAUUGUGGGUGUUCGCCCUCACCACCAAGCGCAGGAACACCGUCACCGUCUACAUGAUCAACGUGGCUGUGGUGGACCUCCUCUUCAUCUUCCUUUUGCCCUUCAGGAUGGUGUACUACGCCCGGGACCGCUGGCCCUUCGGUGACUUCUUCUGCCGGGUCACGGCCGCGCUCACCGUCUUUUACCCCUGCAUGGCGCUGUGGCUGUUUGCCAUGAUCAGCGCCGACCGCUACGUGGCCAUCGUCCAACCCAAACACAGCAAGGAGCUGAAGAACAUCCCCAAGGCGUUGCUGGCAUGCGUGGGGGUCUGGCUCAUGACGCUGGGGAGCACCGUGCCCCUCCUCUUCCCCGACGACGACCCCGACGCCGCCUCCAACUUCACCACGUGCCUGAAGAUGACCGACAUCGUCCACCUGCGCCGGGACAACCCCGUCCACUUUUGCCGUCUCGUCUUCUUCUUCCUGGUGCCCGUCGGCAUCAUGAUCGGCUGCUACGUGGUCAUCGUGGACAACCUGGUCCACGGGCGCACUUCCAAGCUCAAACCCAAGGUGAAGGAGAAGUCCAUCCGCAUCAUCGUCACGCUCAUCAUCCAGAUGCUGGUGUGCUUCGUGCCCUACCACGUGUGCCUGGUGUUCCUGCUCCUCCAGAAGGCCGGGGGAGGGGACUUCAACAUCUGGGCGGCCUUCACCACCUUCCUGAUGAACCUCAGCACGGUGCUGGACAUCAUCCUCUACUACAUCGUCUCCAAGCAGUUCCAGGACCGCGUGAUCAGCGUGAUCCUCUACAGGAACUACCUACGGAGCGUGCGCAGGAAGAGCCGGCACACGCACACGGGCAGCGUCAGGUCGCUUAGCAACCUGACCAGCGCCAUGAUCUGAGGAGGAAGAGGGGGAGUUGAGGAACUCCGAGACACCUGUGCCGGCGCAUUGACGAGAGCCCUUAUCACACGGAUUACUAGUGUGUUUUAUCAUAAAAACACUCUUUAAUUCAUUUGGGAGAUUCAAAUUCACACUGUGGAAGUGGUGUGUUCUGUUACCGUAAACAUCUGCUUUCAAGACUGAUUGGUUAGCGCCUGAGACUUGUGGAAUAUAAGGUACACACACACACACAAACACGCAUACAAGCAUGUCCUCAUACAUGCACACACACCCGUAUGCAAACACACAAGCAUGCAAACACACCAGCCUCACUCAGUAUUCAGUAUUCUGUAGGCCUAUACGGUACAGCCUGUUGAGACUAAAAUCAGCUCUUGCUCACGUCUAACUAGCGAAUCUGUUUUGGAUUGUCGCAUUGUAAGUUGCGUGUCCUCCAUGACCACAACAUCUCUCUCUCUUUUAUUUGUCUGUUUCAUAACUUAAAUCUAGUCCGCCUGCUCGGAGGUUCAGCGCCGUAGACAGGACACUGUGGUCUCUGCAUCUUCCACUCCACUUUCACUGAGACUCUGACAUCAUUGUAAAAUGUUUCAACCUUGUCAUGUAAAUGUUAGAAUUUCGAUUUGAUACAGAACGACAAUAAUCCUCAACAUAAGGUUGUGACAUAUGUAUAUAUAUAUAUGUAUAAAAUAACUUUUGUUGUUUUGUU